Leopardus geoffroyi (Geoffroy's cat) is the source of this 3800-nucleotide messenger RNA. It is a transcript of the gene SHROOM1, whose product is annotated as shroom family member 1. Gene Ontology annotation, cellular component: apical plasma membrane; cortical actin cytoskeleton; apical junction complex. The record is from RefSeq and is a predicted model, not a curated record. The coding region runs from base 958 to 3504 and encodes 848 amino acids. The transcript has 9 exons. Gene Ontology annotation, molecular function: actin filament binding. Lineage: Eukaryota; Metazoa; Chordata; Mammalia; Carnivora; Felidae. Gene Ontology annotation, biological process: actin filament bundle assembly; cell morphogenesis.
AAUGCGGGUGCUAGGGCUCCAGGGGUGCGGCCACCCCCAGCCACAGUGGCUGGCUGGACAGCAAGAGGCUCCUGCAGCCCAUCAAGUGUGCAGACUCCUUGCUUUGUGUGUUGAGACCCCACAACACACUAAAGGAGCUGCAUCCUCAUAGCACAGCAGUGAGCAUCCUGCAUGGUUAUCAGUCUCCUGGGGCCACCGUUAGAAAAGUAUCCUCAAGACAAGUUAAGGGCAAAAAGCAAACGUAUGUGCACACAGUUUUAUUUUCUUAUCCAUUCAAGCUGUUUUUAUUUGGUGACCUCAGAAUCCUCGGUGAACACAAUAACUCACAAAUAAGAUAAAAUUUUCAAGGCCUUUUUGGAGGAACCUUUUUUAUAUCUGAACAGUCACUGUUGCCUAUAGAUGCAGGAAGCCAACAGUGGACAGACCUAGGUAGCAUGAGUCAGAGAAAACAAUACUCCCAAGCUGGAAUCAGAAUAGGAAGAGAGAGGGCUAGUGUCCAGGUGCCUAGGGUGGGUUUCCUAGAGGAGGUGACUGUCCUCACCGGAGCUGCUACUCAGAGUGGCUUCUGGUCUUCCUCAAGUCCAGAUAGUGGAAACACUCUGCAAAAGAGGCCCCCAAACCUGAGAGUGAGGACCAACCUGCUGGGCUGGUCUUAGUGGGCAUAAAGAUGCCUCCAAGUCAGCAAUGUCAAGAUGCUCUGGUCCCAGGUCAGCUGACAGCCACUCCUGAGAACGUUGCAGAAAAGAGAGAACUUCUCUCACAACUAGGGAGAGAAGAGUGGGCAGAAGCAAAGGAGCUCUCUUCCUUCUCCACCAAAGCCACCCUCCAUGCACUCAUUGCAAAUCUACUCCUUUCUGUGCCAUUCAACAACUAUUUCUUUAACAUCGACCUCAUGCCAGGCACUGAGGGGACAGAGAUGAGAUCCACGGAGCUGGUCUAAGCACUCACCUGUGAGCCAUGGAGGCCCUGGGGCCUGGGGGCGACCGCGCCUCCCCAGCCUCGUCCACUCGCAGCCUGGACCUGCGGCGGCUGUCCGCGCGCGCCGACUCGGCCUACAGCUCUUUCUCCGCGGCCUCCGGCGCUCCAGAGCCGCGCACGCCGUCGCCUGGAACUGACCUCCUCCCUUAUCUAGACUGGGACUACGUGCGCGUGGUGUGGGGUGGCCCAGCCUCCGCCGCGCCCGCCGCCGGCCUUCGGGCGUCCCCGCAGCCCCGGCCCGCGGCCGCCGCGCGCAGUGGGCUGCGGCUCCCAGAGGUCCAGGGAACGUCGGGGCCGCUCAGCCGGCAGGCCACCCCGCUGCUGUUUGCUCUGGCGGCCGAGGCGGAGGCGGAGGCGCGGGCUGUCGAGCCGCCCAGCCCACCGGCCUCGCGGGCUGCCUACCGCCAGCGGUUGCAGGGCGCGCAACGGCGAGUGCUCCGGGAGACGUCCUUCCAGCGCAAGGAGCUCCGCAUGAGCCUGCCCGCCCGCCUGCGGCCCGCUGCACCCGCGCGGCCCCCCGCGGCGCACCCGCGCUCCGCCUCGCUCAGCCAUCCGGGCGGGGAAGUGGAGCCGGGGCGCUCUGGGGCUCCCGCGCGGGGACCAGUCGGCCGGGGGCGCCUAGCCACCCAGCAGCGGAAGUGGUGCUUCUCUGAGCCAGGGAAGCUGGAUCGCGUGGGUCGGGGCGGUGGAUCUGUGGGGGGAUGUUCGAGUGACGCCUGCUCCAGCUCUGGCUUUGCCGGGCCCGAGCCCCAGGAGCGCAGGGUGCUGGCAGAGUUGGAAGAUCACCAGAUCAGAUGGCUGCCUGAGACGCAGCCUCGAGGCACAGAGGAUCCAGAACCGCGGUCCCUGAAGUUCCGUGACGCCCAUAGGCCUUCCAGUCGGAGUCGGAGCGCUUCAGGCGAAGUCUUGGCUCCCUGGGGAGGUUCAGGAGGGGUCACACCCGUUGUUCAGGUUGCUCCCCAAGGAGCAGAAACCCCCAGACUGUUGUUUCAGACCAAACUUUCCAGGUUCCUGACUCAGAAGGAAGCUGCAGUGUUGUGUCCUGCCGAGUGCCUCCAGAGCAGUCCUGCAGACCGUGAACAGAGGGUCUCAGAGACAUGCCUUGGGUCUGCCCGACUCCCUUCCCUUCCUGAUGAUGAGGUUUUCCUGGAAGACGUCCCCUUGGUCAGAAUGAGAUCACCUCCAGACACCCAUGCGCCCACAGGAAACCCAACCAGUGUCCAUGUCUCUGACCAGCAGUAUGAAACCGGCUUGGGCCAGGGGGUUGACCAAGCUGGAGUCCCCCCAGAGCACCCCCUCCGUGAGCACCCAGAGACUGCAGGGGCAGAUGACAGCUGGCGGAGGAUAAAUGGUUCUGUGACCAUUUCCAGGACUACAUGCUGUAGCCCCCCUGGGACUGCAAAUGGUGACAUUCCAACCUUCAACCCCACUGGACUGCUGACCAUUGACCCACUUGCAGCUACAGACCCCCUCAAACCUCUUCCAGUUGAUGUCCUGGAACAUCCAGGCAACAGUACCCCAGGUGCUCCUGGCCAUAGUGCCCUAGCUUGGGGCACUGGCCAGCCUGUUUCCAGGCCAACAUGGCGCAGUCUGCGCCUUGAGGAGCUGGUUCAGGAGCUGGCCAGACUGGAUCCCUCUAUGAGUGACACACUCACUUCCUGUCCCAGUCCAGACCCACCCCUGGGUCUGCUAGAUGGGCUGAUUCCUUUAGCUGAGGUCUGGGCUGCGAUGAGGCCAGCCAGUGAGGAGGCUGGAAAGGACGCUGCUGGUACUCCUGAGCCAGGGUGCUAUCUAUUUAGCUCCAGCCAGCUCUGGCCAACUUCUCAGGAGAUGAGGUCUGAAAACCAUACCACCCACCCUGUGCCUGACCAACCCUGUGGUCAGGGUCUCCCUGAUCCAAACAGCAUCGAAGCCAAGAAAAUGGAGCUAGCCAAUCUCCUCCAAAAGAUGCUGCGGGACCUUCAGGCAGAACAGGAGCGGCUGCACCGGGUGGCCCAGGAUUGGGCCAGGCGCGGGGCUGCUCUGGAGGCCGUGGUGGGCCAGACCUGUGCACCCCGCGACCUAGAGCGGUUCAGCAGGUUCAUGGCCGACCUAGAGCGCGUGCUUGGCCUGCUGCUGCUGCUGGGCAGUCGCCUGGCCCGCGUGCGCCGCGCCCUAGCCCGGGAGGGCGCAGACGGCGACCCAGACGAGCAGGCCUCUCUGCUGCAGCGACUCGGUCUCCUGAAACGGCAGCAGGAAGACGCCAAGGAGCUGAAGGAGCACGUGGCGCGGCGCGAGCGGGCCCUGCGGGAGGUGCUGGUGAAGGCCCUGCCCGCGGAGGAGCUGCGCGCCUAUCGCGCCUUGCUGGCGGGCAAGGCCGCCGUCCUGGCCCAGCAGCGCAGCCUAGACGAGCUGGUCCGGCUCCUUCAGGACCAACUGGACGCCGUCAGGAGCGACCUUGGCCGUCGUCCCCUGCCUCCCAGGAUGACCUUGCCCCCAGAGACCCGUUCUCCAGAUAAACCGUCCUUCCCUCUGCCCCUCAUCUAAUUACAGGCAGUGGGGGUGGGGAGCAUUUCUCUGCGCCUCACCGACAUAACUGGGGGUGACGCUUGUUUACUCGGUGCUUUUCCCUUGGGGCGGGGAAGACCCUGACCGGGUCUUCCCAGAAUUCUUCUAAGUGUUUUCAUGUGGUCUUACCCAAGUCUUGUGGAUUAUUUGGUAAUUAAUUUAUGGAUUUUUACAACUGCAGUAUUUCCCCUUUUUGUGAUGAGAGACUCAGUCCAGGCUGGUUGGAGGGAGAGGAGACAAAUUAGAGGCGCAUUUAAAUUUAAGAUGCAAAACGG